AUGAAGUUCUCCAUCACUGCUGCUGUUCUUGCUUUCGCUGCCACCGUCGUGGCCAUGCCCGGUGGCUCUCCAUCCUCCGUUGAUGACAACGGCCCCGGCAACGCCAACGGUGCUGGCAACAAGGGCAACAGCGACGUUCGCUUCCCUGUCCCCGACGACAUGACUGUCAAGCAGGCCGAAGACAAGUGCGGUGACCAGGCUCAGCUGUCCUGCUGCAACAAGGCCACCUACGCUGGUGACAGCACCAACGUUGACAGCGGUCUCCUCGCCGGUACCCUGUCCAACCUCAUUGGUACUGGAUCUGGCUCCGAGGGUCUUGGUCUCUUCCAGGAGUGCUCCAAGCUCCCUCUCCAGAUCCCCAUCAUCGGAAUCGCCGUCCAGGACAUCAUCAACAAGCAGUGCCAGCAGAACAUUGCUUGCUGCCAGUCGUCUCCCUCUACCACCGACGACGACCUCAUCGGUCUUGGUCUUCCCUGCAUUGCCCUCGGCUCCCUCGUCUAA
Molecule: messenger RNA, 501 nt
Organism: Aspergillus eucalypticola CBS 122712
Lineage: Eukaryota; Fungi; Ascomycota; Eurotiomycetes; Eurotiales; Aspergillaceae
Product: hydrophobin family protein
Exons: 3
Coding region: 1-501 (166 amino acids)
Cellular component (GO): fungal-type cell wall
Molecular function (GO): structural constituent of cell wall
Source: RefSeq, a predicted model, not a curated record